GAAGGACACCGGACAACCACAUUGUCGCUCCUGAGAUUGACUUCACCAGUGACGAUCGCUUCCCGGAAGUCGCACAACACGACCACUUCGCCGUGAGGUGCACAGGGUUUCUGAAGAUUCAGACUCCUGGAACCUACGACCUCUACACCGCCUCAGACGAUGGUUCCUUCCUCUAUGUGGAUGGG
This is a messenger RNA of Symbiodinium necroappetens, 185 nucleotides long. NCBI's taxonomy places the organism in Eukaryota, Dinophyceae, Suessiales, Symbiodiniaceae. The record is from the annotation of a GenBank genome assembly.